This is a messenger RNA of Pocillopora meandrina, 3917 nucleotides long. The record is from the annotation of a GenBank genome assembly. Lineage: Eukaryota; Metazoa; Cnidaria; Anthozoa; Scleractinia; Pocilloporidae.
CAGUGCCAAUUGAGAUAACACUUCUACGUCCUUAAAGAAGAUACAUCUACAUAAAGCGAGCAUGGUUGUGUGAAAGAUGUAAAUGGCGCAAAACGACGUGAUUGUCAUCAGCGACGAUGAAGGAGACUUUGUCAACAAAAAGAUAUCGGAGGAAACACAAAUUAUUGUUAUCGAUGAGGACGAUGACAUUGUCGAAUUGACGGAAACGACGAGCAAUGUCAUCGAAACAAUCGCAAGUAGUCAAGUUAAAUCUGAGUCCUGUCGUCCGUUGAAAAAUUUGAAAUUCAGCGAAAAUGGCGUUAAGAGGCUCCAAGCUCAGGUAAAGCUCAUCGACAUUGGAAAAUCGAAGAAGCCACUGAAACUUAAAGCUGUGAAACCAGAGAAUGACGAGGUAGUUGCAACUAGUUCAACCGAAUUCAAAGAAACCAAUUCAUCGGUGCAGCAGGUGAGAAUUGAGAUGGAAAGAUUCCCGUUCUUCCCAUACUUAUUCUAAAACAAAGUCUCAGUGUUAAUGUAUUGUUUGGCCAUUGGUUUCUUUUAUCCAAGUACUGUAAGCAUAUCGAAGUAUAGGGUUAUACGGAAAUCUUGCAGAGUUUUCUUCAGAACUUUUCUUCCAAGCUCUGAAGAAAAUUGAAUUUCUUGGAACAAGAAAAAUUACAACCCAAUCUCUUUCAUUCAGUGUAGUGUCUGGCCAGAUCUUCAUGAGCAUCCCUAAUCCAGAUAAACUAGUAACCAAGCACAGUGUUUGGAUGUACUUUCUAAACCACAAGGAGGCUUAUUAAUAUCAAGGUUCCUUCAUAUCAUCGUAAAGCGGUUCAAAGUUGGUAAUGUUGUUACUUAGGUUAGUCUAGCUUACUCAGUGGACAACAACUGCCAUACUGGGGCUUAUAGUGGUAUCGGCUGCAUUGAGUUACCAGGACAACAUGUGUUACUUUUCCUGGACAGGAUGGUGGUUCACUGCAGGGUAUCCAAUGCUCACUUACUCUCAUGCUUAAAGUUGUGAUUGUCACCAACCAGAUUCUCUUGACCGAAAAAAAAAAAAAGAAACACUUGAACAUUAACAGACCUGACUGGUACAUUUUUUAAAUGUUUCAUAGUUAGAUUAAGAGCUUGAAUCAAUCUAAGUAGAGGGAUAUUUUUUCUAAUAAUCUUGCUUUCCAUGAAACCCUGCGAUAUUGAAAGGGGACACAAGAAGAAAGGUUGUGUAAAAACUCUUUGAGGCUUUGUCAAAAGUUUUUAUAGUUUCCUUGAAUUUCUAUGUUUUUUUGGGGUUAUAAUUGGGUCCUCUACAAAAAAUACCAAAUUGACUUUGACUUUGACUUUGAAAAAAGUUGAUGGAUGCAUUACAAGUCUUUUUGCAGUCAUCAAGUGUCACUGAAAGUUUGUUGUCUGAGGUGGAGAGAGGCAGUGUUUUGGUUAAGUGUGCUAACUACAAAACUCUCAUCUUUCCUGUUGACUGAUUCCUAAUCCUCUAUAUGUUUCCAGGUUAAGACUGAAGAAGAGGAUGCACACCGUGGGGAGUUAAGAAUGAACCUCUUUGAGAAAUUCUGGUCUGGUAAACAAGAAAUCAUUGGCAACAAACCUGCAAAAGUCAUUGAAAGUUUUGAUGACUCAUACAAACACAAAAAGGCUAAAAGCCCUUGUCAGUCUCCAUCUUCAUUAAAGCAGAGGAGACUCACCGCUGAGAGUUUCUCUCCUAAGAAGAGGCCUCCUUUACAUGGGAUUGUGAGAGAUGGAGAGCUUUUACAUUACACAACACCUUUACACUGCACAGUUCCACUGAAAAAAUUAGAACUUGCAAGCAAACAAGAAGAAAGCUUGAGCAAAACCUUCACUGAAAACCAGCUGAAUUCAUUGCAGGCUCUUAAAGAAGAGAAUUUUCACAAAACCUACCUGGAAACUGUCACCAGCUUUAUGAGUCCACGUCGUAAGCCACCUCCAUCCCUUCUGUUUUACCUGUUCAAUAAUAUCUUGCUCUCCAAGCAAAGUGGCUGUGGUACAGAAUGUUUUAGAAUUCUUUUAUGGAUUCAAGAAUUGCAUCCUGCUGAGGUGGCACAGAUGUUACAACAGAAAAUUACAUGGGAGUUUGUUUCCAUGAUAGUGAAGCUAGCAGGAUGCACGCAGUCUCACACAGUGGAAAGCUUUAAAAUGAAUGCCUCCAUGGCUUUGUCUUUUCUUGUAAGUGUCAUGGAAAAGGAAGUUGAGAAAAAGAAAGUCUGCCUUGUCAAGACAAGUGCGCACCGAUUUUUCUCAGUAGAUAGACUUUCGGGUAAUUUUCAUGAUGUUGUAGAGUGGGUUAAAAAGGCCACAGAAGAACAUCGCGAGGAACAAUUGGACCAACAUUGUGGGCAUAACUUCUGUCCACUAUAUUUAUUACAAAGAAUGCUUCAGUUGUCAGUGUUAGUCAGUCAAAGACCAGAGGACACUGCUGUAAGACUAGCCAAUGAUUUAGUUUUGGCUUAUGUAGAGUUACCAUCUAUCAAGUAUAAAACAUUGUUGCUUCAGUCAAUACAGUCACAUUUAUUGAAGACAAAGCUGAUUGAAAUUGUGGUGAAAAACUGUUGUUCUAUUGAUGAAGAGUUAGAGGAAGAAAGAAUGACUAGCUCUGGAUUAAAAAAUGUGGUCUUAAACUUCAAAAGAUCUCCACCUCUCUCUGAUGGCAUUGUUAGCACUACAAACUGUGAAGAAUUUGUUAUGCUUCUUGCAUAUUGGCUGCAGAGCUUUAUUUUCUGUCACAAGAGGUCUUUAAUGGCAAAAGGAAAAGAAUCACAGCGAGUUUUGUCCCUAGAUGAUGUGGAGGUGCUGAGGAGAAUUGAACAGGAAGUGUCUAUUUUGACAGCUCGUUUAGAGUUAUUAUGUGACUCUACACUCUCCCCAAGAAGCUACCAAUUACUGCAAUUAAUCUUGUCACUAAAGAGUUUUGCACAAAUUCCAUAGAUGAUGUUGCUGCAAAUUGUAUGAUGUCAUGUAACAAGGGUGAUUGAGACUGUUUUGUUGUACUUAAGUAGCUUGAUGCAUGAUUACAAUCAAGAGAAAAUCUCACCAAAACCGUGAUUUCUUGUGCUUCUGUUGGAAACUAAAAGAAUCAGGAUGAAGAAUGAGUCAGGUUGGUUUGGAAAAGUUUAGGACAAAGAACAUGUGAUGCGAAUUAAAUAGUUUAUAUUAUAAAUAAAUACCAUUCAUAUUCAGAGUACAUUUUGUGGCAAGUCUUUUUUUAUAACCAUUUAUUUGAAUGAUGUGGGGAUUUAGGAAUGUUGUUUUAAAUCCAGAUUCACUGAAAUCCAGGAUAUUAUAAUUUUCUAACCACCUGAAAAAAAAUUCCAAAUCAAUACAGAACAGUACUGACAAUAACUUAUUAAUUAUUACUGUUCACUACAGCGAUUUUAUUUUACAGCAGUUAUCAUUAGCAUGCAUUAUCCCUUCUUCCAGGUCACUUAAUCCUUUGACCCUCAGGAUUGACCAAGAAAGAAUUUCUCCUUACAGUGUCAAUACAAUAUCAAGCAGACAAGUGAUGAGAAUAAAGAGAAAUAUGCAUAUGGGAAUUAUUAGUUGAUCCAAUUUGGAAUUCAUAGAACUAACAUCAUAAGAACUGUAUGGUAGACAGUAAGGAGAAUUACUAUUGAGAUCUUGGGAGUGAAAGGGUUAACCCUCUUGGGUUGAGCACUCUUCACUUGUGCAACAUAUACAAUGAAAAAGUUAUUCCUUUUAAAAAAUGGGUGAAUGCAUUUUAUUGUCAAAUAAUUCCCUUGCGUUCAUCAAAGGUAUAUCCAAUUAUUUUCUAAUAAUAUGCACAUGGUUAAAUUUUUAUUUGCUAAGGAGAAGGUUUUAGUUCAAUUUUUGAACCCACUGAUGUCAAAGUGGAAACACAAGGGAAUAAGAGUUGAACUUCUCACAGCUGAUCAUUUUUAAUUGCUUAU